This is a messenger RNA of Necator americanus (New World hookworm), 282 nucleotides long. RefSeq lists its product as uncharacterized. The record is from RefSeq and is a predicted model, not a curated record. The transcript has a single exon. NCBI's taxonomy places the organism in Eukaryota, Metazoa, Nematoda, Chromadorea, Rhabditida, Ancylostomatidae. The coding region runs from base 1 to 282 and encodes 93 amino acids.
AUGAAGAACACCGAAAAUAGUCGACUUUAUCUUCUAAAGAUCGGUUCGUGUUCAGAUGUACCAAAAGUUUCCGUAGAAACAACACUUUGGAGUAGCUGCCGGGAUAGGAACCGAAGUAUCCCUCAUGGCAUUCGAGCAUUCUAUCACGGAGCCGUCGAUGGACCGUUGCAUGUGCAGAAAUUUGUGGAAACCAUUGUAGCAUUAGUCCUCAAGACAUACGUUCGAUUCUUCAAAGCUGUUCUAAGCGAAGAAGAUGUAGAAGAUAUGCAGCAAACGUAUUGA